CUACCACACACGACACCUGUGCUGCAGUGCUGCUGGCGGCGUGUUGAUGGGGUCGUUCUCCCUGCAGACGAAGGCCUCCGAGAAAUCCUGAGAGUUCUGCAGCACACCCAGCGCCCGGAACAUGCCAGGGCUGUGGGGGUCCGUACCAACACGCCUGUGGCCCCACAACACACACGCCACGCCAUGAUGGAUGGAUGGUGUCUCUGUGUGUGUGUGUGUUCGGGUGGGUGCGGGGGGUGCGGACCGUUUGAGAGUGGCGGGAGUGUACACGGAGCACCAUGUCUGCGCCCAUGAGACGUAGAAGAGCUGCUCGACUGUCAUGUCCAUAUCCGCCAGAGGCUUCACAGACGAGAAGUCGGCACCCAGCUUCUUCUUCAAUGCCCUGCAGACAGACAGACAGACAGACAGACGCACAGACAGUCCAUCAGUCAAUCGGCUUAUCGAUCCAUCUGCCGCCAACUCACUCACACACGCACUCACAGACUCACCUUUUCGCGAGUUGGAAUCCGCCGUUGUCGGCGAUGUUUUCUCCGAGGGUGAGGUUGCCGUUGAGCAUCAGCCCCGCCACCUCAGGAGUCUCGAACGAACCAUACUGCUGAACCAUGCACGACGUCGCGGUCUGGAACGCCGACUGAAGACACAUCCAUCACCGAGCAAUCCAUCCAUCCAUUAUGUGGAAGGGGGUAAGGAAAUGCCUGUCUCAGAUGGUGGCUGGGCUCACCGACCUCUGAUUUGUUUGUCCACCAUCUGCUGAGCCUGCCCUCGCCGUCGAACUGCGCCCCGGCGUCGUCGAAUGCGUGGGUGAGCUCGUGGCCCAUGACGGCCCCGACCGCGCCGUAGUUGAGUGCCUCGAGGGCCAGCUUGUGGGACGCGUCGAUGUCGUCGGCAAAACCACGCAUAAAGGGCGUUCGAAGGAUGCCACCCAGGAACACCUAAACACACACGCAGAGGAGACACACAGGGGGAUGGAUAGCAAUGACGUCGACCGCCUCGUUCGUCCACUGGCGGACUGACCAUUUCGUUGAGUGAUCUGGAGUAGUAGGCGUUGACAGUGGUGGGGGGCAUUCCCCAUAUGGUCUCGUCAGGCUCCUUGCCCAAAUCAGACAUGCCGUAUAGCGUCUGUUGGUUGGGGCAUUCAACCACACACACACACACACACACGCGCACACAUGGGACGCGACCAAUCGAAUGCGUGACGAGGGCAAAUGCCGUGCAUGUGAGUGAUGAUGCUUACGGAGGCGUGGUUGAGGUAUUCGCUGAGCUUGAAGAGGUCCGUGAAGGUGUCCUUCUUGUCCUCUGAUGGCUUGAGUGGCAGGUCGCCGUAGAACCUCCUGAAGUAGGAGGUGUAGCCCUUGGCCUCGUCCUCGUCGAGCAGCCAGUCGGGGUAGUCGAUCUUCUGGUUCAUGAUCCGCUCCUUCUCCAAGGCACCCUCCCUACACACACACACCACUUAUGUGUGUUUGGUUGAAAGGGGGGAGGUGUCUGUGGCGGCUGACUUGGUCUCGUCGUCCAUCCAUGAGAGCUCAUUGAGGUCGUCCCGGAAGGCCUCGCGCACACUCGAAAGCAUCUCCUCGGCUAUUUGCUGCGCGCACCACGACACAGCACAGCACACCAGCACACCACAUAGAGACACAGGCAGCUAGCACUGGUGCGCAUCCCUCGCUGCCACCCGUCCCGUGCGCCCAUUUAUUUACCUUGCUGUUUGGUGUUGAUUUCUUGAGGACAAACUCGCGUGCGAGCACCCAUCCGACGGUCGACUUGGUGGCGUCGACGCACUGCUUCCACCGCGGCUUGGGGUCGACGUCGUACAGCUUCUUCUCGAAGGAAUAGAACUCCUCACGGAAGUCCUUGCUGAGGUAGUCGGACCACCUGAUGGAUAGACGCGAUGUAUGUCAUCACACACAAGGGGUAUGCGUGUGUGCGCGCGCGUGUGUGUGAGUGGUCAGCGGUGCGUACGCUCUCAUGGUUCUGAGAAGGAAGUAGUCGUUCAUGGUGUCCCGAUCCGCCUCGGCCAUGAGCUUGUCGACGUUGGCGAAGUACUCGACAUUGUGGACCACCACCGUGCUGCCCAUCUUCAUGGCGCCCUCCGGCAGGUACCCCAUCUCCUCGUAAGACCCAAAAUACUUGGCCCAGUCGAAGUGGGGCAUCUUGUCCUGGAUCUGCUUCAAGCUCCGCUGGUUGGUCGUCGCAAUCGGGUCGCGCAGCAUCUCGGGCCCGAGGGUAAUCUUGUGCAGCUCCUUCUCAAGGGAAAGCACCUUCUCGGCCCGCUUCCUGUUCUCGCUGCUACUGUCGCUGUCGUCUGCUUGUGCGCGCCGCCUGAGUGCGUUGUGUUCCUGCUUGCGGGAGGCCGUCAUGACCUGGAUCUCGGAUGGGUCGGCGAUGUGUUUGUCGAUGAGGUCGAAGAGGUUGGUGAUGUGCUCCAGGUAGGGCUUCUCGGCGGCAUCGUCAUCGUAUUGCGAGUAAGAAAGGCCGAGACCAUCCUGUCAGAAGAAAAGAGAGAGAGAGACCGUGUCUACGUGUGUCUGAGGGUGGUGUCUCAGUGUGUCUACGGACCUGCCAGAGGUACAUUUGUUGUUUCUUGGUCUCAGCGAGUGGGUUCAUGGACGGCCCCACGGUGACAAAGGCCGACACGCCCCUCGCGUGCAGCCGCGCCAGCUGUUCCGCCAAGUCCCCCCGACCUUUCUCCGCUGAAUGAAAUGAAUCACCACACACAUCACACAACACAACACACUAUCCUGCCUGCGUUGUGUUGUGUGUGGGUGCUGUGCUCACUGUCGAAGUCUUUCGCCAUUGCCGGGGGAUUGAGGUCCCUUGCGGUGCGAUACUGUUCGAAAGCUGGGAGGGAUAGGAAAAAUGGGACCUCCCUCUCCAUGAAGUUCAGCAGGGGCGUCAUCCCCUUCCUGUCCAGCGUUGCCUCGUCCAUGCACGACUGACACACACACACACACACGAGGGGGCAAGCCGCAGACAGACAGACCGUUGCGUAAGAAAUGGCGACUCACACUACCUGUCCUGUGUGUGAGUAUAGCUGACUGACCUGGUGAUAGCAGUGCAUGAGCUGUGUCCACUGCUCAUCGCCCGUGACCUCCUUGUCGAAGGUGCACUUGGUGGCACCGUCGGCCUCCUCUAUCAGCUCCUGCAAGGCGUUGCGCGUGUCGUUGGCGAUCUGGGAGAACGACAGCGUCCACGACGACUGAUCGGCGGGUAGCUCGAAACUCUCAAGCCAGCUCCCACACGCGAAGUGAUACGGGUCCUGCAGACACAGGCGACACACCAACACGAGAACACACGGAACACACCCGUACAUCGCCCCCAAAUACACAGACACACUCGCACACAUCCCUCUGGCACAGGGGAAAGGUCCCUCUCACCGAACAAGGGUCGACGUUAGUGUCCAUGUGUUUUUUGAUGUCCCUUGCUAGCGCCCCGCAUUCCUGGGUAUCGCAUGGCUCGGCAGCGGCCGCGUGUGCGGCGAGGAGGACGGACACCAGACCCAGGAUGACGGAGAGCAUCGGGACACUUCGGAGAGGGGGUGGGGUGGGAGGGGGAAGAAAAGCGGGGUCGUCCUCUUCUUUCCUCCUCUUCUUUCCUUUCGUCCUCUUCUUUCCUUUCGUCCUCUUCUUUCCUUCUUCCUUCUCCCAACCUCACUCAAACGAAUUCGCC
Vitrella brassicaformis is the source of this 3663-nucleotide messenger RNA. Lineage: Eukaryota; Vitrellaceae. The record is from the annotation of a GenBank genome assembly.